Closterium sp. Naga37s-1 is the source of this 720-nucleotide messenger RNA. Lineage: Eukaryota; Viridiplantae; Streptophyta; Zygnematophyceae; Desmidiales; Closteriaceae. The record is from the annotation of a GenBank genome assembly.
AUGAGCUGCCAGCACCAACACUCGGGUUGUGUUGAAACGGAGAUGAUUACCCUCUCGCCCUUGAUUGCCUUGUCGUUCCGCAUGCAUGCGCCCCUCCCCACACUCCCACGAGCGUCUCUCGCUGCACGCCUGCUCACCACCACACGCAAGGCCCCCCCCCACGCUCAGUCAACGUAUGCGCUGCUGCUGUGGGCGCGACUGCUUCUUCCUGUCAACGCCUGCGCGGCUGCUGUGGGUGCUGCUGGGUGGUGCUGGGUGCUGCUGGGUGCGGGCUGUCCUGCAGUCAACGCCAACGCUAACGGACUCUCCUGCUUCGCAGAUGAGUGCCCCUCCGCCCUUCACUCGCCUCGCUUUCUCCUUUCCCUCGCAUGCACUCUGCACUCUCGCCCUGCUCGCUGCAGCAGCAACAGCACCAAGGCCGUCGCCCUGCUCGCUGCCACACCCAAGCCCUUGUUCCCCAGCUACCACGUUCGGACUAGGUACCCCACCCCCUCCCCCGGUAAUGUGGCCCCUCCCCUCUUCCUCGCCUGUCUGCCUCGCCUGCACAUGGCACUUUCCAUCCGCCUUCCACUCUCUCCUCCGCUUAACUUCCCCUCCGAGUCUCCCCUCCCCUCCUCUUCCCCUUCCACCUCUCCCCCUGCUCACCCCUCCGCCCAUCCCCCAGCAGCCUCUCUGGUGGCGAGUUCCCAGCACUCCCGGCAGCGCCUUUGGGUGGUGUGA